Molecule: messenger RNA, 438 nt
Organism: Apis laboriosa (Himalayan honeybee)
Lineage: Eukaryota; Metazoa; Arthropoda; Insecta; Hymenoptera; Apidae
Exons: 2
Coding region: 118-438 (106 amino acids)
Source: RefSeq, a predicted model, not a curated record
UUAUAUUCAAUUUUCAUGAUGUGUGAUAUUUUAUAAUUCAUUAUUUUAUUGAAAUUUUUAUAUAAUUUUUAUAUUAUUAUUCACCUGUUAUUUAAAGUUCGUAAAAUUUUGGUGCAAAUGAGUACGGAAUCAGAUGAGAAUCGUGAAAUCGAUAUUAAAAUUGAAAUUCAAAAAACACUGAUUUCUAUUAACAAUACAACAUUAAAAAUAAAAAAUGAAUUGGACAUAAUUAAUGAUCUUGUAAAAAAGAAUGGACAACUUCAUAUAGCUGUAAUUGAUGCAAACAAGACAUUAACCACAAUAGCCCAAAACAUGGACAUAAAUGUUAAAAAUAUUUUAAAUAAUGAUGAAAGUGAAAGUGAAUUGCAGUUUAAUUUAAAUAAUUUAUCUUCUGCUGCUUUUAAAGAAAAAUUACUAGCGUAUUCAAACAAUAUGUAA